UAGUUCACAGAGAGAGGGAGUAAAAAGAGGAAGAUCAGCAUGUUUGCAUGUUUGACACAUUACAGUAUAUUCAGAUUAUAGUGAGUUGGAAGAGACAAUGAAAGCAUCACUGAUGGUCAUCAUCUACCUAAUGAUGGUUGGUGCAAUUUCAGAGACUGUGGACAGAAAUAAAGGAGAUCCUGUCAACAAUAAAUGUGCUAACGUGCCAGUGUGGCAGAAGCUUCGUGUUGGAGACUCUGUUACCAUCAACUGCACGUACACGAGAGAGGGAGAAAGUGCAAUUAAACAGUUCUGCAGAGAAGACAGAGACUCACAGUGCACAAAUGUGAUAUCAACGCAUGUUUCAAAUUGCACACAAUUAGGCAGGUUCACAUUGACGGACUAUAAACGGAAAGGAGUCUACACUGUGGUGAUUACCGCACUGAACCAAGAAGACAAUGGAAUAUACUGGUGCGCUGUGCAAAAAACCCUAACUGGUAACACUCUCACAUGUCUGUCCAGGAUCCAUCUCCAUAUUAGAAACAGGGAUGAUGUUACACAACAAGUAAAGUGUCAAAUUGGGAGAACUGCAUUGAUUACGUGUUCCUACCCACCUAACCACACGAACAACACAAAGUGCCUGUGCAAGGGGGAGAAUCCUUUUGAUUGUUUGGAGUUAAUACACACAACACAUGCCAGUGGCAUGUCUGAAGGCAGGUUUCCUAUAAGGGACAACAAAAGAAAGAAUUACUUCAAUGUGCACAUCACAAAUGUGAUGACAGCCGACGCUGGGACGUACUGGUGUAUCUCUGAUAGGAAAUGUCACAGCAAUGGAUGCAAAGAAAUCCACCUUUCUGUGGAGGAAAACCAAGCCAAAAACAAAAGGUGGACAACUCAGUGGACAACUCAGUGGACAACUCAGUGGACAACUCAGUGGACAACAGCAGCAACCAGCCUCCAUGUUGACCGGUCACCACACUCUGGCAUGACUUGGGUUCUGAUACUGUGUCUGGCAGUUGUAAUAGUAAUUGUAGUCGUUGUGAUUGUGCUGCUCAUGUACAGACACAAUUGCCUCGGGACACAAGGCAAGGGGGAAUCAUCAAAUGAUGGCAUAAACACAGAGGAAAAUCAUGAAGAUCCCACUUAUGAGGAGAUACAAGAGGUAAACCAGCAGGGGUCAGGAUCAGGAGGUGCGCUGUUGUCUGUUUACGCCUGCGCCGGCAGCCCUCCUGCCGACCAGCUCCACUACGCCAGCAUCAGUUUCCAGGAGGUUUCUGUCACUGUCUCCACAGACAGAAAUGCACAUUCUGAUAAAAAUGGCUCGCUGGUGUGUGUUUACUCCUCUGUCAAUACUGAACCUUAACCGUCUUUGUAUAUGUAAAUUCGUCUGGCACAAUGUGGAGUGUAUUAUUUGUAGAUGUGCUCUGAAUAUAGGGUGUAGUCUGUAGUUUGACUCAAAAAUAUACAAACAAAUAUGCAAAAAAGUAUAACUAUAUAUAUACUAUAU
Messenger RNA from Solea senegalensis (Senegalese sole), 1486 nucleotides. RefSeq lists its product as uncharacterized. The transcript is spliced from 8 exons. The coding region runs from base 98 to 1342 and encodes 414 amino acids. The record is from RefSeq and is a predicted model, not a curated record. Gene Ontology annotation, molecular function: transmembrane signaling receptor activity. Gene Ontology annotation, cellular component: plasma membrane. NCBI's taxonomy places the organism in Eukaryota, Metazoa, Chordata, Actinopteri, Pleuronectiformes, Soleidae.